CCGGGCCCGCCGCCGCCGCACGCCUAUCCGUUCGCGCCGGCCGCCGGGGCCGCCACCAGCGCCGCCGCCGAGCCCGAGGGCCCCGGGGCCAGCUGCGCGGCCGCCGGCAAGGCGCCGGUGAAGAAGAACGCGAAGGUGGCCAGCGUGAGCGUGCAGCUGGAGAUGAAGGCGCUGUGGGACGAGUUCAAUCAGCUGGGCACCGAGAUGAUCGUCACCAAGGCCGGCAGGCGCAUGUUCCCCACCUUCCAAGUGAAGCUCUUCGGCAUGGACCCCAUGGCCGACUACAUGCUCCUCAUGGACUUUGUGCCUGUGGACGACAAGCGCUACCGGUAUGCCUUCCACAGCUCCUCGUGGCUGGUGGCCGGGAAGGCGGACCCUGCCACGCCAGGCCGUGUGCACUACCACCCUGACUCGCCCGCCAAGGGUGCACAGUGGAUGAAGCAAAUUGUGUCCUUCGACAAGCUCAAGCUGACUAACAACCUGCUGGACGACAACGGCCACAUUAUUCUCAACUCCAUGCACAGAUACCAGCCCCGCUUCCAUGUUGUCUACGUGGACCCCCGAAAAGAUAGUGAGAAAUACGCCGAGGAGAACUUCAAAACCUUCGUGUUCGAGGAGACGCGCUUCACCGCGGUCACUGCCUACCAGAACCACCGGAUCACGCAGCUCAAGAUCGCCAGCAACCCUUUCGCCAAAGGCUUCAGAGACUGCGACCCUGAGGACUGGCCCCGGAACCACCGGCCCGGGGCCCUGCCGCUCAUGAGUGCCUUCGCGCGCUCGCGGAACCCGGUGGCCUCGCCCACGCCGCCCAACGGCGCGGAGAAAGACGCGGCCGAGGCUCGGCGAGAAUUCGAGCGCGACGCGGGCGGGCCGGCCGUGCUCGGGGACCCGGCGCACCCGCCGCAGCUGCUGGCGCGGGUGCUGAGCCCCGCGCUGCCCGGGGCCGGGGGCGCCGGCGGCCUCGUCCCGCUGCCCGGAGCGCCCGGAGGCCGGCCCAGCCCCCCGCACUCCGAGCUGCGCCUGGAGGCGCCCGGCGCGUCGGAGCCGCUGCACCACCACCCCUACAAGUACCCGGCCGCCGCCUACGACCACUACCUCGGGGCCAAGAGCCGGCCGGCGCCCUACCCGCUGCCCGGCCUGCGCGGCCACAGCUACCACCCGCACGCGCACCCGCACCACCACCACCACCACCCCGCCGUGAGCCCCGCCGCGGCCGCCGCCGCCGCCGCCGCCGCCGCGGCCGCCGCCAACAUGUACUCGUCGGCCGGGGCCGCACCGCCCGGCUCCUACGACUACUGCCCCAGAUAACCGGGCGCCUGCACAGCCCGGGGGCCGGCAGAAAACGCGCUCCCCCAGCCCCGGGGCCACCGCGGGCUCCCCUUCCCCUGCCUCGAAGCCAUCAGGGUCCUAAGCCCUCCAGCCUCGAGAGCCGUGGAAGUGUCCGGCUCCCCAGUCCGGGAGCCACCGCGGGUCCCUCCCCAGCCCCGGGGACCCGGGUCUGCCCGCCAGUGCCAAAGCGCCGGUUAGCGGCGGAAAGAAGUGUAUUUAUUGUUCUCUGCGAGACCGUGUCAGUUGCAGUGUAGACGACCCGAGAGCUCCGUCUGCAGGCCGUGUAGAUAAUUGUAGAUACUGUAGAUACCGCGCCGGCGCCCACUUGAUAAAUGGUUUCGCCUCUUUUGGAAGCUG
Equus quagga is the source of this 1686-nucleotide messenger RNA. It is a transcript of the gene TBX1, whose product is annotated as T-box transcription factor 1. Lineage: Eukaryota; Metazoa; Chordata; Mammalia; Perissodactyla; Equidae. Gene Ontology annotation, cellular component: nucleus. The transcript is spliced from 7 exons. The record is from RefSeq and is a predicted model, not a curated record. Gene Ontology annotation, molecular function: DNA-binding transcription factor activity, RNA polymerase II-specific; RNA polymerase II cis-regulatory region sequence-specific DNA binding. The annotation marks the transcript as partial. Gene Ontology annotation, biological process: regulation of transcription by RNA polymerase II; positive regulation of DNA-templated transcription; cell fate specification.